AUGAGAGAAAGGGCAGGGUACAGCACGCUGUUUCGACAGCUUACCGUGUUGUUACGGCGGCUACGAACGGGCAGGGUGCAGGCCGAGCCCGAGCAGCUCCAGCAGAUCGCAUCGCUGCAGGAGCGGGCCGCUCACCUGGCGGACAGGACGCUGCCUGAACUGGAGCGCCAGGACAAGGACUACUACACAAAGCUAUCCCCGAUCGUGCAGCCAGGGUUCUGGGAGAGUGACGUCACCGGCAGGACCACAGACUCCGCCCUCCUGUCCCCGCCCUCCAUACCACGUGACCACCCCUUCAGCGAGGACGACAGCGACAGGUGUCUGUCAGAGUUGCUGGGGACAGGGCAAAAUGGCGACCAGAAGUGCCAAAUCUCCGAUGCAUGUUGGGAAAUGAUGACGUCACCGAGCUACACCGGCUACUGGUUGACGCAUGAGCUGUUCUACUUAGAGGUACUUUGA
This is a messenger RNA of Branchiostoma floridae (Florida lancelet), 459 nucleotides long. Its product is annotated as UPF0764 protein C16orf89-like. The coding region runs from base 1 to 459 and encodes 152 amino acids. NCBI's taxonomy places the organism in Eukaryota, Metazoa, Chordata, Leptocardii, Amphioxiformes, Branchiostomatidae. The record is from RefSeq and is a predicted model, not a curated record. The transcript is spliced from 4 exons. Gene Ontology annotation, cellular component: cytosol; membrane.